Molecule: messenger RNA, 636 nt
Organism: Cooperia oncophora
Lineage: Eukaryota; Metazoa; Nematoda; Chromadorea; Rhabditida; Trichostrongylidae
Source: the annotation of a GenBank genome assembly
AUGAGAACAUUGAUGGUUCCAAGCUACUUGUAUAAGGUGGAAAACGCGCGAUUAAGGAAAUUAAGCAUCGCAUUUAAUAAUAGGGAUGGCACCAUGAAUUUCAGAUAUCUCAGUGCAGGACCUUUUCGUCAGGUUUCGUCAUCGAACACUCAUUUUGUUCAAGUUGUUACUACUCGAAAGAAAGAAAUGCUUGAAGAGGGACUUCGCUACUGUUCAUCGCUCUGCACUAAGCCUGAAACAAACGAUUCUACUACGAGAGGAAAAGAUGAUGAUGUUGAUGAUGAAAAUGAAGAUCUUGGCGAAGAAAUUGUAAUUCCAUCUUCUAAGGCAGUUCUUGACGAAGACCCGUUGACUAAAAAAGACAGUUUUGGUUUUCCAUUGAGUAUCUUUACAAAAUGUGAGUUUUUUUUGCAUCAUGAUAAUGUUGGGUUGUCCUACGUUAUUUAUGAGCCAAUAAUUCUUAUGCAAACUCGAUGUUCUCAGGGAAACUUGUUCCAUCCUUACCUGUCCAUCUCUUACUUGGAUAUGAUUCGGUCCAAAUCUGUGCGUGGUUUUGCUAUCGGCGCUACAAAUGCUCUUUUCGUUACCAAAAGGGAUCUGAUUGAUGCUAUAGUCACGAUUGAUGAGCAAAUAUAG